CAGUAAGUAUAUUAAUGCCAAAAAACAAGUUGGCAUGUGUAAGGGACAGAGCUUAAAAGACAACAAACUAUGCUACUCUAUAAUAGUCUGUUUUGGAACUGAGCCCGAACUAGUUUGCCACCCAAACCGUUGCAGGGAUUGUUCUUUGAAGUACGGCCCUAUUUUACCUGCUGAAAUGGAAACAAAAAUGAAAGCAGAGAAAAAAGGUGGUAAUGCCCUUGCUUCUCCUCUUGUGGAAACAGCCUCUUCAAAACAUUCAAGGAAGAGAAGCUUCAGUAGACCUUCUUGGCUUCUCUGCUCUAUUGCUGAUUUGGACAAGAAGAUGAAGAAGUUGAUACUGAACAUUCCUAAUAAAGACUCUGCUGACAGUUUUACUGAACGCGCUGAUGCCUAUUACCAAAAACGCCCACAGCUUCUGGCUUUACUCCAAGAGUUGUACGACAACUAUCUCUCCUUGGCAGACCGUUAUUGCCAAGCACUUGCGAAGAACCAUCAUCGUCGCAAUUCCUUUCCUAUUCAGUCCUUCCAUUUUGAUGAUAAUAAUGAUCAAUUUGACAAGGAAGAAGAGAUUAUUGAUUCUGACGCUGAAAGUUCGUUAUCAUAUCAACCUCCAUUUCCAAUUCAACCAGCACAAGCCAAAUUUGAAUCAGACAUGAUUGUUGCAGACUUGGUGAUCAGAAACGUCGACUGUGAAAUCAUGUUGCACGAGAUUACUCAAGUCGAAAAGAAAUGCAACGAGUCAUCAAGGAAGAUAGAGUUGCAGGAAAGUUUAUUGGAGUUGUUGGAAUCGGAGAGGUUGAUCUUGUUAAACGAGAACGCGAGAUUGGGAUACAAAGUGACUUCAUUGAUAGAAGAGAAUAAGGGGUUGUUUUCAGAGUCUUUGUUCAUGAAGAGGAAGGUAGCUGAGCUGGCUAGGUGCAUGUUAAAUAGGAGGGAGGAUCGUAGAGUUUGCGUUCUUAAUCGAAAAGUUGAGGAUCUUCAAGGUCAGAUAUAUGGAUUGGAGAGGAGAAAUAAGGAGUAUUAUGAGAAGCUAUUGAAGCAUGAAGAAGAGAAAAAGAACAGGGCCAAGAUUGGGAAGGAAGUUCCUAAGUUGUGGGAUAGGGUUAAAAAGCUUGAUAUCUUCCUUUGUGCACCUGAUUUCAACUCAACCUAUUGCUAAUAUUUUUUUAAAAAAAAGAGGUUGUUUCAAGAAUUCAACUUAGUUUGCUGCAUAAAAAGAAAUGCUAGCUUUAUUAGCACCUGUGCUUUGCAUCUCCUGUUUUACCUUAUUAGCAGGAUAAAUGUGACAUAUAAGCAUUUUGAGAAGCUACUA
Molecule: messenger RNA, 1312 nt
Organism: Lycium barbarum (goji berry)
Lineage: Eukaryota; Viridiplantae; Streptophyta; Magnoliopsida; Solanales; Solanaceae
Product: kinase-interacting family protein-like
Exons: 3
Coding region: 35-1159 (374 amino acids)
Molecular function (GO): actin binding
Source: RefSeq, a predicted model, not a curated record